Molecule: messenger RNA, 1307 nt
Organism: Capsicum annuum
Lineage: Eukaryota; Viridiplantae; Streptophyta; Magnoliopsida; Solanales; Solanaceae
Product: bifunctional dTDP-4-dehydrorhamnose 3,5-epimerase/dTDP-4-dehydrorhamnose reductase
Exons: 2
Coding region: 161-1054 (297 amino acids)
Biological process (GO): S-adenosylmethionine biosynthetic process
Cellular component (GO): methionine adenosyltransferase complex
Molecular function (GO): methionine adenosyltransferase regulator activity
Source: RefSeq, a predicted model, not a curated record
UGGUUCCUCCAUCCGCUUGUACUUUAUAUUAACCACAUGUAUAAAUACUUCAUUUUCUUACCUUAUUACUUUCAUUCAUUUUUGAGCAAUCAUUUUCUCUUUCCUCUUUCCAAAAACAAAAAAAAAAGAAAACCUUUUUUCUCUCUCUCUACUCUCCAUUAUGGGUUUUCCAGCACAAAACAACUCAUACAAGUUCCUGAUUUACGGUAAAACUGGUUGGAUUGGUGGCAUACUUGGUAAGCUUUGUGAAGCUCAAGGUAUUGAAUACGCAUACGGGUCGGGUCGACUUGAGAAUCGGAGCUCGUUGGAGUCGGAUAUCGCUGAUUUCAACCCGACCCAUGUAUUCAAUGCGGCGGGGGUAACGGGUCGGCCGAAUGUGGAUUGGUGUGAAUCACAUAAGGUGGAGACAAUUAGAACUAACGUUGUUGGUACGUUGACGCUUGCGGAUGUGUGUAGAGAGAAAGGGUUGAUCCUUAUUAAUUAUGCAACUGGUUGUAUUUUUGAAUAUGAUUCGAAUCAUGAGUUGGGGUCAGGUGUUGGAUUUAAAGAAGAGGAUACUCCUAAUUUUAUUGGAUCUUUUUAUUCAAAGACUAAAGCUAUGGUGGAGGAAUUGCUGAAAAACUAUGACAAUGUCUGUACAUUACGAGUCAGAAUGCCCAUCUCUUCGGACUUGACCAACCCCCGAAACUUCAUCACCAAGAUCACUCGAUACGAGAAGGUAGUCAACAUCCCAAACUCGAUGACAAUCUUGGACGAGCUUCUCCCUAUUUCCAUCGAGAUGGCAAAGAGAAACCUCACUGGCAUAUGGAACUUCACAAAUCCUGGAGUUGUUAGCCAUAACGAGAUCCUGGAGAUGUACUGUGAGUAUAUUGACCCGAGCUUCUGCUGGAAGAACUUCACAAUCGAGGAGCAAGCGAAGGUCAUCAUCGCUCCACGAAGCAACAACGAGCUCGAUGCUUCGAAAUUGAGCAAGGAAUUCCCUGAAAUGAAGUCCAUCAAGGAGUCCCUCAUUGAGAAUGUGUUCAAGCCAAAUAGGAAGACACCAGUAGCUUGAAAACUUGGAGAAAAAAAAUUCCAAAUUUUUAUAUGCUCUUAUCUUGUUCAAUUAUCCAAACUUUGGCUUGUUUUUUCUAUCUUUAUUUUAUGAUUUUCAGUUUUUUUGGAAAGCAUCCCUAUCAUAGGACCUGCACCUUUCCACUGCCUCUUUUCUCUGUCUUUUCUUUUUCCUUUAUUGUUGUAUUGAAUGUUGUAAUGGUAUUAAUUUCAUUAUGAAUAAAAUUGAAAAAUGAUAUGCAAAUUUGAUGAUA